Seriola aureovittata is the source of this 2207-nucleotide messenger RNA. Its product is annotated as potassium voltage-gated channel subfamily A member 7-like. NCBI's taxonomy places the organism in Eukaryota, Metazoa, Chordata, Actinopteri, Carangiformes, Carangidae. Gene Ontology annotation, molecular function: protein binding; delayed rectifier potassium channel activity. The coding region runs from base 233 to 2032 and encodes 599 amino acids. The transcript has 3 exons. Gene Ontology annotation, cellular component: voltage-gated potassium channel complex; membrane. The record is from RefSeq and is a predicted model, not a curated record. Gene Ontology annotation, biological process: potassium ion transmembrane transport; protein homooligomerization.
GGGGUCGGAGGGGUCUAAAGAGAUUGAAUUUCAACAGGACAGCAAUCCCAAAAAAUUUCAAGACAGACAACGUGAGGCAGCAAGGGACAGGACAGGAUCGUGGAUGUUCCCUGAGCAAACAACUGGAAGUGCAGGUUGUGUACAAGCUGGCCGGAAAGUUUAGCUGGACUGUCAGUAGACCUCUGCGUGAGUGUCGAUUGAAGGUAGACAGCCAAACAAGGACUUUGUGUAUAUGACAGACGGACAUGAUGACAGAAAGAAAGACGGACAACCUGAUGAGCCACGGGAGGCACACAAUGUGAUUUUUCAUCCUGCCAUUAGUGACUGUCAGCAGCUAUUUUACAUUUAUUUCAGAUACGGUUUGCUUUUAAGUCCAGUUGUUCUCCAAAUUCUCAGGAGAGUGGUUUGCCUCGUUCCCCGGUCUGGGCUACUUAAAGGGAUGGACAGCAGUGACCCACAGGAUGAUGAAAGAGGAAGCAUAAGGAAAGAGAAUGAUGGAGAAAAAGAUAAACAACUGAAGAACCAGCUCAACAGUGAGGAAAAAGGAGAGAAGGAGAUCAAAGGAAAUGAGAAGGAGAAGAAGAAAGAGAGCCGACGUUCUGGGUCUCUAUGGAGGAGUGGAUGGGCUUUGAGUGAAAGACUCGCCAUCAAUGUUUCAGGGAUGCGUUACGAAACUCAGCUCCGCACCUUAGCCCAGUUCCCUGACUCCAUGCUUGGUGACCCCAGGCGGAGGUCACGGUACUUUGACCCGCUGCGAAAUGAGCUCUUCCUGGACCGCAAUCGGGCCUGCUUUGAUGCCAUUCUGUAUUUUUACCAGUCAGGCGGGAGGCUUCGCAGGCCAGCAAACAUACCCCUGGACAUCUUCAUGGAUGAGCUGAUGUUCUACGAGCUCGGAGAGGAAAUCAUGAACCGUUUCAAGGAGGACGAAGGUUUUCCAAAAGAGGAGGAGAGGCCGCUGCCGUCCAACGAAAUCCAGAAAAGACUGUGGAUGCUGUUUGAGCACCCUGAGUCCUCAUCGGGUGCACGUAUCAUAGCCAUCAUCAGUGUUAUGGUCAUUGUGGUGUCCAUCCUCAUCUUCUGCCUGGAGACACUGCCUGACUUCAGGAAUGAGAAAGAGUCACGAGAGGAAUAUUUUUACAGGUACCACGCCCAGGCAAAGAAUGUCUCCGAGAACAUGCCUCUUCCACAAAGUGUUUUCCAUGACCCCUUCUUCAUGGUAGAAACCAUGUGCAUAUGCUGGUUCUCCUUCGAGCUCGUCAUGCGCUUCGCUUGCGCCCCCAGCAAGACGCACUUCUUCAAGGAUGUCAUGAACAUCAUCGAUUUCAGUGCCAUCCUGCCCUAUUUUGUCACUCUGGGAACAGAGCUGGCCAAGGACAAUGAUGCAAGCCCAGCAACAUCCUUGGCCAUCAUCAGAGUCAUCAGGUUAGUGAGGGUGUUCAGGAUCUUCAAGUUGUCUCGUCACUCAAAGGGCUUACAGAUCCUUGGACAGACAUUGAGGGCCAGCAUGCGUGAGCUGGGCCUGCUUAUCUUCUUCCUGUUUAUUGGCGUCAUCCUCUUCUCCAGCGCCAUCUACUUUGCUGAGGCUGACCACACCAACACGGCCUUUAUCAGUAUACCACACGCUUUCUGGUGGGCAGUUGUCACCAUGACCACAGUGGGAUAUGGUGACAUGUACCCAGAAACAGUGUGGGGUAAGCUGGUGGGCUCAAUGUGCGCCAUUGCUGGCGUGCUUACCAUCUCACUUCCAGUGCCUGUCAUAGUAUCCAAUUUUAGCUACUUCUACCACCGGGAGACUGAGUGUGAGGAUCAGACGGAGUACACCCAUGUCAAGACAUCACUCUGGGAAGAUGAGGAGCCAGAAGGGGAAGAAAUAGAUGAAGGGGAUAGGGAUCCAGAGGGGGAUUAUUAUGCCAUUGAAGGCAUCUGUAACCCUCUGAAUGGGACUCUGCUGGGUGGACUGUGUACAGGGCAGAGCACAGAGUUCAGAGAGGGAAACUUGUAUCUGAGAGAGCCACUGGUCACUCAGGUUUAAUGAGGGUACAUUGUACACUUGUCAAAACAUAGUAGGAAGAGACUGAAAAGGAUGAAUGAAAAAAUAAAUAAAAAAAGUAAAAAGAAGCACAUGUGGCUAAAGAUGAGUUCGUCAAUCAGAAAUACAGAUCCUGAAGAGAGAAACUAGCAAGAAGAAAAUGACAAACAGAAACUGG